UGAAUAAAAAAAUGAAAAAAAUUGCCUGAAUUUUAGUAUAACUAAUACACUUACAAACCCACGCACCAACACACACAAACACAGCCAUCCAUAGGACAAUCCAAAAUAACCAACAUGAUUUUUACAAAAUACUGUAAGAAUCCGAGAAAAUUUCGCAUAAUUCUAUUGCUCAUGAUUGUAACGUUGAUUGUGAUAACAUUGGUGAUACUCAACAAUGGCCUACAACAUUCCAUCAAUGCUGAAAAACUAAUCGAUGAACGUUUCGUGGCUCAGGCCUAUGCAGAUGAGGCAUCUCAACAGUUGCUGCGCCAGCAGCAGAAGGACGCAGCAUCCGCCUUCAAUGCAAAAGCUGAAAAUCUUUUAAUUCUCAAAUCGCCUCGAGAAAAUGGCAUUAUACAACCUGAGAAAUAUGACGAACACAAAGUCAAAUCGAGGCUGAUACAGGAGAAAAUUGACAAUUUAAAGAUACAACAAAAACAAAGCAAUUUAGAUCCCGAGGAAGAGCACACCAUUGCGGAGAGUGUGAAUAAUGCCAUACAUAUUUUUUACACCGCUCCCGUGCCAUGGUAUAAGGCACGUAGGACCAGCGCUUCCAAAGAUAUUAUCCUAAUGGAUGGCAAUUCCACAACCAUCCGGCCUCCAGCUAAAAUUCUUAACAGUGCUUUCUAUCCCGCCCUGGGUUUGUACAAAUCCACCAGGGCAACAUUUGAAAAACAUUUCGAAAAUAUACGCAACUGUGGGGUGGGUGUUUUAAUUUUAAGCCUAACUACUGGCCGACCCUCUGCCGAGUGGGAACCCUUGUAUCGUAGCAUCUUGGAAAUUGCGCCAAAAUAUAAUCUCUCGAUAACCUUUGAAAUUACCGUUGCGGGAAAUCAGUCGUAUUCGUAUUUGCAACAACAGCUGCAGGAUGUUAGGAAAUUCUAUAAAUAUCCUGGUUUCUUGAAAGUCUUUUCACAAUCACGUCGCCAUCUAAUGCCAAUCAUUUAUAUUAGCAAUGCUUAUAAGCUAAUGGAUGCCAGCACAGCUCAGGCAUUUUGUAAAACGCCCGACUCGUUAAGGUAUACCUUAGAUGCGUACUUUAUAGGUCACAUAAGAUUAAAGAAUCAUGCCGAUUAUAUGAGACGUCUAUGUUUAGAUGGUUUCUAUAGCAAAUUGCCAAGCAAUGGAGCCACAUUCGCCAGCACAUGGAAGAAUUGGUCCUAUCUCAAAUCGUUUGCCUUAACAUAUAAAAUGUUGUUUGUACCAACUGUGGGUCCUGGAUUCGCGGAACGCAAUAAAUUUCCACGUCACGGUGAUAUACAACGGCAUCGCAGUAAUGGAAGGUAUUACGGUGUCGCUUGGCGAACGGCAAUUUUAAAUCAUGUCGGUUUUAUUAAUAUUGCCAGCUACAAUAAUUGGCCGGAUGGCAGUCAAAUUGAAGAAGUCUUACCCAAGGCCGGAUUUCUUGACUACAGCCCGGGGAAACCGACCAAAUAUUUGGAUCUUACCACCCAUUGGGUUACGAAUUUUGUUAAGACUCGCAAUGAAGCUGCCGCAGCCGCAAUUGCCGCUAACACACUGUUGAGCUGUUAUGAAUACUUAAAUAAUACAAUUUGUUAAGCCAAACAAAAAAAAGAAAUGAAAAUCUAACAAGUUGAGAUGUGAGAUGAAACGUAUCAGUAUUACAACAAAAAAAACUUUUUUCUUGAUUAUAAAUCAUCCGAAUCCGAAUGCCAAAUACAUUUAACAAAACGGAAAAGCAAUUACUUUAGACUAACAAAUGAUAUUUAAAUGCCAAUUAAAUUAAAUUUAUUUUCUUAAAAAAUGUAAAAAAGAGAAGAAAAGAAGUAGAAGAUAACACUGUGGAAUAAUUGUGGAAAAUGUAAUGAUAUUAACUUUUCUAAACGGGUUUUGGUAAUGUUUGUUUUCCCUACCCGUCGUUUAUGUCUUAUCUAAAGUUUAGCAAAAAUAAUGCUCACCAAAUAUCAAGAAUAAAUUCUCGCAGAGAAAUACAUUCAAAUAUGAAGGCUCAUAAACCGCUUGAUUAAAUACAAGUGUAAGUUCGGAUAUUCACAUAAAAACAUAGUUUCAAAUGCGAGACAAUUUCACAUAUUAAUCCAAUUCAAGCGGAAAUACUCCUGCAAGUACAAAAAAAAACUCGAAUAUGCUCAAUUUUUCUAUGCCACUCAUUUUUGAUUGAGAGUAAUCUGUAACACGUAUUGCACAUCUUCUAUUUUUUGUUUGCUAUCCGCUGUUAACUUAUGCCCACAUAGUUUUUUAUACCUAAAGAGAGAGAGCGAGAGAGAGAUAGCAACGAUUGAAAAGAAAAGAAACUAAUAAAGAAGAAAUGGGGUAAACUCCAGUUGUAUACCCUCCCCCAUAAUUUGGAGGGUAUAUUCAGUUUGUAUAGAACUGUCUAUGUAGGCCCAAGUUUUGGUAUUUUGAUAAUUUGGCUCAAAUCUUUCACCGAAAUUAUUUCAAAUUUGAUAUUUGGAAUUCGUAAUGGGUACUACUUUCUCUUACAGAAAUUUUUCUGUAUAACCUGUAUAACGGUACCUCCGAAAACUCUGUAUUUUAUUGAUUUUACCUACCAUUUUCAACAGAACUAUCUAAAACUUUGUGUUUUGAGUUUGUAAUAGGCACCAUCUUCUCUAGCAGAUAUAGAGGUCCACGUUUUCGAAUAAGCACUUGUAACUGAAGAUAUUCAAAAUUUGUAUACCCUCUACAUUGAAAAUGAGGGUAUAUUAACUUUGUCAUUCCGUUUGUAACAUCCCGAAAUAUUCGUCGUAGACCCCAUAAAGUAUGUAUAUUCAUGAUCAGGAUAAAAUUCUAAGUCGAUUUAACGAUGUCUGUCUGUCUGUCCUUCCUUCUGUUGAAAUCACGAUACAGCCCACAUUAUCUAACGCAAAGCUUCAAAAUUUGGCAGAACAAUUUGCAUUGUGUGUGUCUAGGAUGGUUGGCACAGAAAAUGAGAUAUUUCGGUCUACGUUUUGGUUUAGCCGUCACAUAACGAUAUUCGGUAUUUUGAUGAUUUUUGCCAAAUUGUUCCAAGCAUUUGUCUUAAUAUUGGUAUUUGUAAUUCGUAAUGGGUUCUAGCUUCUGUAGCGGAACAUAGUUUAUAUAGCUUCACAUUUUUGUAUAGCCCUCAUAUAACGGUACCUUCCGAUAUUCGGUAUUUUGUUGAUUUUUGCCAAAAUUUUCCAAGGAUUUCUAUUAAAAUUGGUAUUUGUAGUUCGUAAUGGGUUCUAGCUCCUGUGGGGAAACAGUGUAUGUAUAGGUUUAUGUUUUUGUAUAGCCCCAUAUAAUGGUACCUCCCAAUAUUCGGUAUUUUGUUGAUUUUUGCCAAAAUUUUCCACGGAUUUUUCUAAAAAUUGGUAUUUGUAGUUCGUAAUGGAUUCUACCCUCUGUGGCCACAAGCAUUGUAUAAAUAGGUCCACGUUUUGGUAUAGCCCCUUAAAACUAUACCUCCCGAAAUUCGGCGUUUUGAUGAUAUUUGCCGCAUUUCUCCACGGAUUUGUCCAAAAAUUGGUGUUUGUACUUCGUAAUGGGUAAUGGCUUCUGUGGCUGGCGGAGAAUAGUAUAUAUCCGGUGUUCCGGAUAGUUCCGGUGGCAGAACAUUUAAUAUUUAGGUCCACGUUUUCCUACAGCGCACAUAUAACGAUGCCAUACGAUAUUUGGUAUUUUAAUAAUCCUAGCCACAUUUGACCACGAAUGGUGGAGGGUAUUAAAAGUUAUAGGGGCAUUUUUAAGCGGAUUUAUGCAAAUACCUUGCAAUUGGUGGAAGGCAUAAAAACUAUGACCCAGCCUAACAGAACUGAUUUUGUACGUGUUCUAUACCUUACUCGUUUUCGAAUGCGAAUAAAAUCCACUAGAAAUCGGGCAGAUUCUACUCUUGUUUCAGUUUUUGUCAUACAUUUAUUUUAUUUGUAAGAAUUUUCUCCCAAUUGCAGAAGGAACAAAACUAAAUAUUUUGAAGAGAUUUGUUAAGAACCUGUUACAACAAAGUGAAGGUUUUCUUAAUCAUGAAUAAUUCGAAACUAAUUGCUAUUAAAAUAGAGCCGCACAUCAAACAAUUAUCAAACCAAAAAAAAAAAAACUAUGUUUUCUCAGGCAUGAUAGAUUUGCGCGUCAUAAAAUAUCGUUUUCUAGUUUUUCAUAUUUCUAAUGGUGCUUUCAAAGCUAAAUACAUAACUCGCAAUUAUUCCACUAUAUUAAAUGAUAUUAAAUUUUGAAUAUAUAAGAAUUUAUCCAGAUAUUAAUGAUAUAAAACUACUAAAAGUAGAAUAUUACAAAUGAUAUUAACAUUUUUAAAAUAUAUCAUAUGAGUUCUAAAGUUGUGUAACCAAAAAGCAUUGUUCUUGCCAAGUCAAAUAGACAAGAUAUUUCACAUGUUACGAGACUUUUUUAAUUCCAUAUAUAUCAUUAAAAAUUGGAAACCAAUCAAUUUUAAAUACUACAUACUCCAAACGUACAUACAUAUAUUGAUUGAUAUAAUCGUGUUAUUUAUAAUAAAUCAUAUUUGUAUUGUUUUCUAAAUAUAUAAGAUAUUAUUCAGAUCACUUGUUAAUUAUCUCAAAAUAUGAUAAUAUUAAAGCCAACAAAAAAUAUUUAACAAAUAUAUAAUCGAUUUAGUAAUGAUUUUUUCCUUAAUACAUACAUAUAGAUAUUAUUAUUAUUAAACAGACAUAGCUUUAAUAUAAAAAUUAAUACAUUUUUCUCUCUCCCUUUUUUCGAAUUUUGUAAUGACUGACUUAAUAAAAAUCUCUUUAAAUAAAAAGGAAACAAGCUAAAUAUGUUUUAUAGCAAUAUGAAAGAGGCAACAAAUUAUAAACCACACUUAGUUACACCCGAAUCCUUUUUUUCUACAAUCAGUAUUACUUAAAUCGAAAUAUUUUAUCCGCCCAAAAGUAUGCCUUUCGAUUUGUCUCUCUCAUAUAAACACUAUUUCGCCUAAUUCAGUUUUAAAUAUGAAAGACAGAUGUCGUUCGCUCGUGUAUUUAGUACCAUUUAUUACUUUUUUUUAGCCUCAACUAACUUCAUACGUCCAUAACAGCAAUAAGCGCAGUAGAUUUGAGUAUACAAUA
Musca domestica (house fly) is the source of this 5063-nucleotide messenger RNA. Its product is annotated as glycoprotein endo-alpha-1,2-mannosidase. The record is from RefSeq and is a predicted model, not a curated record. Gene Ontology annotation, cellular component: Golgi apparatus. NCBI's taxonomy places the organism in Eukaryota, Metazoa, Arthropoda, Insecta, Diptera, Muscidae. Gene Ontology annotation, molecular function: alpha-mannosidase activity. The transcript has 3 exons. Bases 115 to 1599 code for a protein of 494 amino acids.